Messenger RNA from Trichomonas vaginalis G3, 882 nucleotides. RefSeq lists its product as uncharacterized. The transcript has a single exon. The record is from RefSeq and is a predicted model, not a curated record. The coding region runs from base 1 to 882 and encodes 293 amino acids. NCBI's taxonomy places the organism in Eukaryota, Parabasalia, Trichomonadida, Trichomonadidae.
AUGCAAGUCAGAAAUAUUCAGAACAUAGCACCGAGUCUAACUGACAAGAGUAUAAAGAUAUACUAUGAACAUGUUAUGAUGAAACCAACCAAAAUUCAAGAAAGUCAGUAUACUUAUGAAUAUCCAAGACACUGGGUAGAGUAUGUAGGAGGUGAGAAAGCUAUUGAAAUCAGACAGGUUCGAAGUAUUCCAGCAGGAAGAACAAUAUUAUUGAAGAACUUUAAUGUUUUGAGGUAUAAUGAUGAAACAAAAAAGCAAGAUAGUUUUCCUGUUGCUGUGUAUGUGAACUUAGAUACAGGAGAUGACAUGAAAGUUUUUAAUACAAAGCUUCAAACGGUAGUGAGAGAACAACUGACUGCGGAAGGACAUCCAUUACCUUCAGAAGUUACCAUAGCAUAUAAUUUUGAAACAAACUCAAUAGAUUUUAAAGUCGUCUCUGCAAAGAAGUCAGGUUUUACAUUUAAUGAAGCAGAUGUAUAUUCGAAUGAAAACUUCAAAGCUAUUGCAUGGUUAGAUAAUGACGAUUGCUUUAAGAAAAUAUUUAAAUACAGUGACUCAACGAUGUCAAUAGAUGACCUUCGUGGAAUGUUACCAUCGACGUUUACAGUAGAAGGUUCAGCAGGAUUGCUUACAAGAUUGUCAAUUGGUGGUAUUUGGUCUCGUGAGAACAUUGUUAUAAAAUCCAGUAUAAGUGAAUUUGCUGAAGAAUCUAUAUUAUGUCUUUCAAACUACAUGUAUUCGCCGCCGAAGCAUUAUAGUAUAACAAACUUUGUCAGUAAGUUUAACAUAAGACUUGUCGAACCUUCUUCAAUGAAAGAUGUUGUGCUACCCAAAGACGGAAAGGAUGGACUCAUUAUUGAGAUGAUUUUAAUAGCAUAUUAA